Messenger RNA from Musa acuminata AAA Group (dessert banana), 2057 nucleotides. Its product is annotated as jasmonoyl--L-amino acid synthetase GH3.5. The record is from RefSeq and is a predicted model, not a curated record. Gene Ontology annotation, cellular component: cytoplasm. NCBI's taxonomy places the organism in Eukaryota, Viridiplantae, Streptophyta, Magnoliopsida, Zingiberales, Musaceae. Bases 221 to 1969 code for a protein of 582 amino acids. Gene Ontology annotation, molecular function: acid-amino acid ligase activity. The transcript has 5 exons.
UUCAGCUCAGUAAGUGAGCGACGCGGCGUGGUCUUCGUGUGGGCUGUGGGAUCUGCUUCCCCAUCCUCGCGCUAUAAAUACGUAAGCUCCCUUGCGUCGAUGGAAGCAGGCGGUGAGGCGCAAAGCAGCAUAAGAAAGCCAUCCUUGUUGGAGAUAAAGCAGUGACUUUGUAGGUUUCCUCUGCAACUUCUGCGAGGCUUUGGCGGUACUACCCGAAAAGAUGAGAGUUUUUAGCCUCGAGAACGUGAUAGACGAAUUCGAAGCGCUCACGAAGGACGCUGGUCGGCUCCAGAGAGCAACCCUCCGAAAGAUUCUCGAACAAAAUGCUGAAGCAGAGUACUUGCAGAACUUAGGCCUCGGAGGAAGAACCGACCCCGAGAGCUUCAAGGCCUGUAUCCCUUUGGUCACUCACAGCGACUUGGAGCCUUACAUCCGGAGGAUUGUCGAUGGGGACACUUCUCCCAUUCUCACGGGGAAGCCUAUAACUUCGAUUUCGCUCAGUUCUGGGACGACGCAAGGGAAACCCAAGUAUUUGGCGUUCAACGACGAGCUCGUUCAUUCCACGAUGCAGAUAUAUCGGACUUCAUUCGCGUUCAGAAACAAAGAGUAUCCAGUCGGCAAUGGAAAAGCUCUGCAGUUCAUUUACAGCAGCAAGCAGGUAAAAACCAAAGGCGGACUCACUGCCACAACAGCGACGACCAAUGUCUACCGAAGCGAACAGUUCAAGCGCACGAUGAAGGACAUCCAAUCUCAAUGUUGCAGUCCCGACGAAGUCAUAUUUGGUCCAGACUUCCAGCAGUCCUUGUAUUGCCACCUCCUGUGUGGGCUGAUCUACUCGGACGACGUGCAGAUCAUAUCCUCCACCUUUGCACACAGCAUAGUUCAUGCUUUUCGAACAUUUGAGCAGGUGUGGGAGGAACUUUGCACGGACAUCAGAGGAGGAGUUCUGUCGAGCAGAAUCACUGUUCCAUCCAUACGUGCAGCUGUUUCUAAGCUUUUAAGCCCCAAUCCUGCCCUGGCAGACUCCAUACACAGCAAGUGUUUGAGAUUAAGCAACUGGUAUGGUGUGAUCCCAGAGCUUUGGCCAAAUGCCAAGUAUGUCUAUGGAAUUAUGACUGGAUCUAUGGAGCCAUACUUGAAGAAGCUUAGGCAUUAUGCAGGAAGCCUACCCCUCAUGAGUGCUGACUAUGGGUCCUCAGAAGGAUGGAUUGGUGCCAAUGUCAAUCCUAGUCUACCUCCUGAGUCGGCUACCUUCGCGGUACUUCCCAACAUCGGCUACUUCGAGUUCAUCCCUUUGCAGAAACCUGAGGGGCAAGAGCUGGAGCACUGUGUCUCGACCAUUCACUAUAUUGAAGCUGAACCAGUUGGCCUGACCGAAGUCGAAGUCGGCAAAGAGUAUGAAAUUGUUGUUACCAAUUUUGCAGGUUUAUAUCGGUACAGAUUGGGAGACAUAGUAAGGAUCGCCGGGUUUCACAACUCCACACCAGAGCUUCAAUUCGUGUGCAGAAGAAGCCUAGUGCUGAGCAUCAACAUCGACAAGAACACCGAGAAAGAUCUGCAGUUGGCGGUGGAAGCAGCAGCCAAGCUGUUGGCCGAAGAAAAGCUGGAGGUGGUGGACUUCACCAGCCAUGUGGACACCACGACGGAGCCCGGACACUACGUGAUCUUCUGGGAGUUGUGCUCGGACGCCACCGACGAGGUUCUCCGCAGCUGCUGCAGCUGCUUGGACCUGUCCUUCCUCGACGCCGGCUACGUCGGAUCCCGAAAGGUGGGUGCCAUCGGACCUCUUGAGCUUCGUGUGGUGCGCAAGGGAACGUUCCAAAAGAUCUUAGACCAUUACCUCGGCCUUGGGGCUGCCGUGAGCCAGUUCAAGACGCCGCGCUGUGUCGGCGUGUCGAACAGCAUGGUCUUGCAGAUCCUGUGCAGGAAUGUCACGGGGUGUUACUUUAGUACUGCUUAUGGCACGUAGAACUCUAAUUCCCAUCCUGUAAUGCGAAUUAUGUUUCUGUAAUCCUGUUGGCUUCCUUAACAUAGAUCUACUGCUUAUGUUGAUGUAA